Ipomoea triloba (trilobed morning glory) is the source of this 890-nucleotide messenger RNA. RefSeq names its product non-specific lipid-transfer protein-like protein At2g13820. The transcript is spliced from 3 exons. Bases 97 to 678 code for a protein of 193 amino acids. Lineage: Eukaryota; Viridiplantae; Streptophyta; Magnoliopsida; Solanales; Convolvulaceae. Gene Ontology annotation, molecular function: lipid binding. The record is from RefSeq and is a predicted model, not a curated record. Gene Ontology annotation, biological process: lipid transport.
CAUCUUUCCUAAACUGCAACACAAUUAAUAUUAUAUACAUACUUUCUGUGAUAGAUAUAUAGGAUCUAUCUUUUAAAGAAACAAAAAAUAGAAUCAAUGGCUUCUUCUUCUUCUUCUGCCAUGGCUGCUCUAGCUGUAGUGAUGAUUUUUGCGGUGUGGGAGGGGGCUUGGGCUCAAUCAAACUGCAUGACUGCUAUCGUGAGCCUGUCCCCGUGCAUGAACUAUGUGACCGGCAAUUCAUCAGCGCAGCCAUCCUCGUCCUGCUGCUCCCAGCUGGCUAACGUUGUUCAGUCAACCCCACAAUGUCUUUGCUCCCUGCUCAACGGCGGGGGUUCCUCUUUCGGCAUCAACAUUAAUCAAACGCUUGCCAUGUCUUUGCCUGCUGCCUGCAAAGUUCAGACACCUCCCGUCAGCCGAUGCAAUGCUGCGAAUGGGCCCAGUUCUCCGGCGGCAGUGCCACCAGCGGCGACUUCUCCGGUGGGCUCAGAAGCACCAUCCGAUUCAGAAACCCCCACAACACCUUCAGGCUCAGGAUCCACAAUCCCUACAUCAGGAUCGAAAACAGUUCCCUCCACAAAUGGGUCCUCAUCGGCCGAUAACAACGUCGGAGUUUCUUUCCAUAUUCUCAGCUUCUUCCUCUUCGCCGCAUCAUGGGCUCUAUCUUCUGCUACAAUCUAAGCAUCCACUACUGUAUCCCAGGAUUCACAUACAAUCCUAAUUCUGUACUGUGGUUUUGUCUUUUUUUUUUUUUGAAUAUAUUUUGAAUCAUACUGUUGUAUUAUUAUUAUUAUUGGACUUCUACAGUGUGUUUGAUCUUAUUAUUAUUGAUUUUGUAUUAAUAAACGUAGGAUUUGAUCUGAUUAUUGAAAACAGGGACUUCUUUGCCACCU